Messenger RNA from Drosophila kikkawai, 3312 nucleotides. RefSeq names its product Smg6 nonsense mediated mRNA decay factor (gene Smg6). NCBI's taxonomy places the organism in Eukaryota, Metazoa, Arthropoda, Insecta, Diptera, Drosophilidae. Gene Ontology annotation, cellular component: telomerase holoenzyme complex. Gene Ontology annotation, biological process: nuclear-transcribed mRNA catabolic process, nonsense-mediated decay. Gene Ontology annotation, molecular function: protein binding; telomerase RNA binding; telomeric repeat DNA binding. The record is from RefSeq and is a predicted model, not a curated record.
GCUAUCUCUAGAGAUUUUUCGAGACGUAAUAUACCCUACGACAGCACACUAAAAUAUUUGACAAUUUAACAAAGGCGGAUCACCCUUGAACAAGUGGGAUAAAUGCACCAGCAAAGGCAGCGCUUUAAACAUGAAUCGAAAGGGAACGCGAGAUCAAAAUGAUAUAUCGCUGAUCAUUGGGACGCUACCGAAACGGCUGCAGAACAAAAUAGCAGCCAGCUGCUGCAGCCACGCACCAACGACGGAGAACGUUGAGAAUGCGGAGCCAGCGUCGUCGCCAAGGCCAGUCACCGUCCUGAGCAGUGCAACUACUGCGAAGCCCAAGGCACCCGUUUUGGUUACCAACGGGGCCGUGCGCGGGAGCGUGCGCGAUGGCGGGAUUCCGGGCAUCCUGCGGGUGGCCACCUCGGUGGCGAAUAACGAUGGGACUGGGAGUGGUAGAGGCAAUGGGAAUGGCAAAGCCCAAAAUGCUCGUCGCCGAGGUUGGAACGAUCACGACAAGGGCGAGGUGCAAGCUCCGCCGUCGCCAGUGACGCGCACUCGUUUAACCACCGAGCAUCCGGACUGGUUUGAGCCCCUCCUGAGCCUGCCCCAGGCCAAGAAUAUAGUUCAGUUGUACGACCAACUGAUGGUGCUGCAGCAAAGGAACCUCGUCGUGACCAACUGGAAGAACUUCUGCGAUAUUCACGUCCAAAUGCAGGACGCCUUCAAGCAGCUGGUGCUGGAGCAGCUGAAGUUUGUGUGCGAGCACAAGGUGGAUGUCUUCUUUUGGAAGCUGCUGUUCUACAAUGUGCGCGAUUACCUAAGGAGCCAGCACUCGGACCAGGCGUACGCCCACACGCUUCUGCUGAUCGAGCAGGCCACCAAGUUCUACCGCCUGAUGUAUGAGAAGCUCAUAGCCAAGUGCGUACCCUCUUCGCGCAGCGAGAGUGCCGUCAAGGUGGUGGCCCAACGGCUCCUCAUCUGCCUGGGCGACUUGUCGCGUUACCGGGUGAACCAUGUCCAGGCCACCGACUAUCUGGAGGCGGCCAAAUACUAUCAGAAGGCGCAGGAGCUGGUGCCCGGCAACGGGGUUCCGUACAACCAGCUGGCUGUUAUUUCCAUUUACCAUCACAAGCGCUUCGAUGCCGUUUACUUCUAUAUGCGAAGUUUAUUGACUUCCAAUUCAAUUCAGACGGCCAAGGAGAGGCUCCUAGACCUCUUUGACGAGAUUCGUCGCAAGUAUGAGGAAACCGAGAUGAAGCAAUCGCCGAUACAUCAAGUGGCUGCCCCUAAAAACCAGAAAUCCAAACAAAUGCGCAAGGAGGUGUGGAUCCAUCCGGAUGGCAUAAGGUGCCUGCAUCGCACCGAUAUCAAGGGUAACAACAGGGGAAAGGGCAACAAGGCCACCUUGGCGGAGGUCAAUCGAUACGAGGAGAUGCCGCCGGAGGAGCUGCUGCCACGCAUCGUGUCGCUGUAUCUGUACCUGAUAGGCAAGCUCUACACGGGAACAGAUGUGGACUCGUUGUACCAGCUGCUUCGAAAGCUGCAGAUCCAGAUGGGGGCCGUGCUCAAGCACAAGAACCUGUUGACACGCUCCAAGCUGCUGAAAAUCGUGGCACUCAAUUUGUUUGUUGUGGAGCACAACCAUAGGAAAUCGUCACGGCGCGAGAUGCGUUAUCACAGCUUCAAUUUCGCCAACUCAUUCUUUGGACUCAUGCUAGAGAAGACGAACCAGCUAAUGGCGGGUUUUGUAAAGGGCUCUACUAACUUCCAGUGCCUUCCCGAUGAGGAUUACGCCAACGUCAACACAUAUCUGCAGUUUGUGAAGGUGUAUGUGCAUUGGCUAAGCAUCAAUGUGGACUUGUGGGAGCCUGUUAGGUCGGAGGAACACUACUUUAUCGAUUGCUGGUCUGAGCUGACCAAGCUCUUCGAGCAUAUCGAUUGCAUUUUCGGCAAGCAGAAGCCGGAGAAGUGUGCCAUUAUUUUGGAUGAGGACAUAGCCCUGAGCGGCUUCAAUCCCUUGGGUCGCGAUAUGAUUACCAAGGAUUGCAGUAAGCCUGCAACCGAACGCAUACAGUUCCUCGAACGCCUGCGCAAGAUUGCCGAGUUCCAGGACUGCUAUGUCCAGCACCAGGAUUCGUUACAACAACCACUUGACUCGAGCUUCACCAUCGAGGAUUUAAACGCAGCCAUGAAGAACGCUCUGGAUAACUUUGAUGCCGAGAGUUGUGGUCUAGCAAGUGCAACCAGGCUAACAUCAGAUGUGGCUAACCCGUGUCCCUCUACCGACGCGGACGUUUCGCAGCUUUGCAAGCUGAAGAAGGAGCUGGAGGCCAAGGCAAAGGUUAGACAGAUCUGCAACACCAAGCUGGAGGAGAUCCUGAAGUUCGUGGACACCAAGAUAUACAUAGAGGUGCGCCCGCGUUAUCUUUUGCCCGACACCAACUGCUUCAUUGACUGCCUGGAGGACUUUGAGAAGCUGGCCGCGGAGUUCAAGCGCUACACGUUAAUCAUACCGCUGACAGUGGUCAGGGAACUGGAUGGUCUCUCCAAGGGCGUCAAGUUGGAUUCCUAUUGCAGCUCCAAGCAGACGCAGCGUAUUCACCACUUUGACGAAGUGUCGUCGCGGGCCAAGAAAUCCCUGGAGUUUAUCAAGUCUGCUAAGAGUAAUGUGAAAUGUGCCACCACCAAGGGCUCGUUUGUCAAUGCCUCAGUGUUCGCCUUGGUCGAGGAAGAGUAUCUCUCCAACGAUGACAAAAUUCUGGCCACUGCUGUGGCUGUAUCUAAGUCAGCCAAAUCUGAACAAUGCAGAGAUGGCAAAUGUUUCAUUCAAACCGAACUGGUUCUCAUCACCACCGAUCGCAAUCUCAGAGUCAAGGCCCUGGCUCGCAACUUGGCUGUGAGCGCUUUGGAUGAGUUCCUGCAGUGGGCCAAGGAUUGCCGCGAAUCAACCUGAGACAGCCUAGAGAUGGCAACAGAACCGGGCUGACAAUGAAAUUGUGCCCCGCCACCGGUAACCAAGGUGGUGGUGGUGGCGGUGUGUGUGAGAAGAGAACUCAUGCUAUUAUAUUACCUACAUAAUACACAAAUGACAAUGAAUGUCGGAUACGGCAGUAGCAGAUGCAAACGCAGACGCUGGCCGCGAAUACGUACACGACGCGGAUUCCUGAGGACCACAAAACGGGUGCGGAUAUUCAGAGUGGUUUCCCCCGGGUGACCGCCUCCCGUUGGCUUCCACACCUUUCUGCCCUUCUGAUUUCUUUUCAAAAAACAAAAAACAUGUACAUUUUGUGACCUUCUGAAACAAAAUUAAAUCUUCAUUGUUGUUUA